AUGAGUGGCGACGGCCCGGGUGUUCGCUUCUGGCGCAAACAGAAGCUGGGUUCCCGCGACUUCACUCUCAACGAGCCUCGGGAAACAGGCGAGAUCGAGGGCGAAGGCGAGGGUGAGAGAGAUGGUAGCAUUCGCCAAGGAGCCUCAACCGAGUACCGCACUUACAAACGACGCUGGUUUGGUCUUAUCCAGCUUACCCUUAUGAACAUUAUUGUGUCGUGGGAUUGGAUGACAUAUGCACCAGUAGCAUCACACGCUGCCGAGUACUACAAUGUUCGCGAAUCAACCAUUAACUGGAUCAGCACUGCUUUCUUUCUCGCAUUUGUGGCUGUCUUCCCCAUCAGUAUUGCCAUUCUUCAUCGAGGCCCCAAGUUGGCCUUUAUGACAUCUGCUGUUCUCAUUCUCAUCGGUAACUGGAUUCGAUAUGCUGGUUCUACCAAGGCUAGUGGGGGAAGCCUCGCUUGUGCAAUGGCUGGGGAGAUUGUCAUCGGCUUUGCCCAACCGUUCAUUCUUGCGGCACCAACUCGAUACUCGGAUUUGUGGUUCACUGACCGUGGCCGUGUUGCCGCAACAGCUCUGGCAAGUCUCGCCAAUCCAUUUGGCGCGGCGAUUGGACAACUCAUCACACCACUUAUGGUUCAGAAAGCCGGCGAUGUUUCCAGCAUGGUACUCUACAUCUCCAUAAUUUCAUCUGUCUGCGCCCUCCCAGCUUUCGUUAUUCCUGCGAAACCCCCUUCACCAGUUGGUCCCGCUUCCGAGACCCCUAAGCUCAGUCUCCGCGAGUCGAUUGGUGUUUUGAGCAGUUCUCUGGAGGUUUGGUUGAUUCUCAUUCCGUUUGCUGUCUAUGUCGGCUUCUUCAACUCGGUCUCUUCUCUCCUCAACCAGAUGCUCAAGCCCUACGGCAUUAGUGAUGACGAGGCUGGUAUUGGUGGUGCAGUCCUGAUUGUUGUUGGUCUUGUCGCAUCCGCCGUGUCCUCCCCGAUCAUAGAUCGCACAAAGAGUUUCCUUCUGACACUGAAGAUCCUCGUACCUCUCGUUGGCAUCAGCUACUUGAUCUUUGUUUGGAUGCCGGAAACCAAGGACGUUGCUGGACCCUACGUGGUCCUUGCCAUUUUGGGUGCCUCAUCAUUUUCUCUGGUCCCUGUCGCACUCGAGUUUCUUAUCGAAUUGAGUCACCCACUCAGCCCUGAGGUGACCUCGACGAUUGCCUGGGCUGGCGGCCAGCUCUUUGGUGCUAUAUUCAUCAUUAUCAGUGAUGCGCUUGCAGCGGGCAAGGACGCAAACCCUCCGAAGAACAUGAAGAACGCGUUGAUUUUUCAAGCGGUACUGGCACUUGCUGUAGUACCCUUGCCAUUGUGUCUGGGUCUUUUUGGGCGGGAGAGCAAGACAGCACUUCGUCGCAUCCGUUCUGAUGAGCAGAACCGCUCAAACACAACCAUCACUACUAACCCCUGA
This is a messenger RNA of Fusarium coffeatum, 1455 nucleotides long. RefSeq lists its product as uncharacterized. Lineage: Eukaryota; Fungi; Ascomycota; Sordariomycetes; Hypocreales; Nectriaceae. Gene Ontology annotation, biological process: transmembrane transport. The record is from RefSeq and is a predicted model, not a curated record. Gene Ontology annotation, cellular component: membrane. Gene Ontology annotation, molecular function: transmembrane transporter activity. The transcript has 3 exons. The coding region runs from base 1 to 1455 and encodes 484 amino acids.